UUUAAACCAAAUAAUUGCAUAACUUAUUUUUGUAAGGAACAAUGGGGAAAAUUGUUUACCGAAGGUUCAGUUAAAACCUAUAAAUUUGGGCAAUUCUGUUGGGUAUUUUAAGUUGGCUUGGUUUACUGAGCGUCUUAGAAGAAAUCUACAUAAGACAAAGAUUCAACUCUUUGAUCAAUAUGCUGAUCAAAGUUUUGUGCUGCCUUGUGCUUGCCUCAACUACAUAUGGGAUGAUUAAUGUACAUCCACGGUUAGUUGGUAGAGUAAUCCAUGUCGAAUCAACUCGGACUCGAGCAGAAUACGUUACAGUCAGUGGUACACAUGACGGUGAUACAUGGCGAUACUAUAUGAUUCUACCGUCUAUUGCACAAAACGAGAUUUCUUACAGAGAACAUUCCAGUUUUCUUGUUCGUACCUGUGCUACCGAUUAUGUUUGCUUAGAAAGUGUGAAGACUGAGUAUCGGAAUAGGUUUUGGGCAGCAGAAUAUCCAAGUGGUGAACCCAGAAAAACUAUCGUUUUAGCAGAGGAAAACUAUCCCGAUGGAAACACUCAUAUCCAUUUUAAAAUACAAUGUACAGAUAAUGGGCUCACAGAUUGCAAUAUUUUGCCCAGACGAUUUUCUGAUUAUUAUGUGGCGCACUUAUGGCAAGAAGGACGGCAUACGCCAGGACGAUACUAUGCAUCAUUGACAAACAAAGAUGUUCCAUAUAGGUCAUGGAUCAUCCAUGCUCCCAAUCCUACUGAACAAGAAGAAGAAUUUUUUCGAAUGGACAACCAGGUGGUAAACGCGACACAUCAGUACGAGGAAACUGUGAGUGUCGGAAUCUCUGACACAAAAACAACGACUCAAUCGGUCUCCUACUCAGUGUCAAUGGAAGUGGAAAGUGCGUUUAAGAAAUUCUCGGCAAGUGCUGGAUCUAGCAUCAGUCAAUCAUGGCAGACUGAAAAAUCUACGACUUACUCUCAGACGAUAACUAAAUCAAUUUUAAUAAAUAUUCCAAGCAACACUAUGGUCGUCGCAUAUCAGCUCGUGGGGAAGUACAACGACCAGUUUAGUAUCGGUGCACAGGCAUACAGAAUUACAUCUGUUGACAAAGAUGGUAAUAAAAUGGAGAAGUUUGUGCAAAAUGUGGAUGAGAUUGAUGUGGGAAGUCUUAUGCAGUCUGGUAUAUCCAACUCUUCGACUGGUACACCAACAAAAGAACGAAAAGAAAAAGCGUCUGAACCAAAAGAAAGUUCUGAUCAGCGUAUCUAUCACCACCAUGACCACUAUCAUUAUGGUGAGAAAAAAGAACUCUAAGCUCGUAUAUAUCUUACAUGCCACAUACCUUGAUUUUGGGAUUUGAUUUGCUUAUUGACUUACUUGUUUGUAAUUUUGUAAUCAGUAUAUAUAAGAUUAGCAGCACUAUACGUUUUUUUUUUCGAUGCAGAGUCAAACUUUUUACUGACUUAUAUACGAUAGUCUUUUACAAAAAAUAAUGACACUGCAAUUAA
Hydractinia symbiolongicarpus is the source of this 1495-nucleotide messenger RNA. RefSeq lists its product as uncharacterized. The coding region runs from base 180 to 1301 and encodes 373 amino acids. Lineage: Eukaryota; Metazoa; Cnidaria; Hydrozoa; Anthoathecata; Hydractiniidae. The transcript is spliced from 6 exons. The record is from RefSeq and is a predicted model, not a curated record.